Molecule: messenger RNA, 4269 nt
Organism: Anneissia japonica
Lineage: Eukaryota; Metazoa; Echinodermata; Crinoidea; Comatulida; Comatulidae
Exons: 18
Coding region: 252-3254 (1000 amino acids)
Biological process (GO): glutathione metabolic process
Cellular component (GO): cytosol
Molecular function (GO): 5-oxoprolinase (ATP-hydrolyzing) activity
Source: RefSeq, a predicted model, not a curated record
CGUCCCAAGAAUUUAGUGAAGCAUGUUUAAAGUGCAACCAGGAAAUUUGGAUAAUAUUGGUAUGGUACAUUAGCUGGUGUCAAUGUGUUCCUAGUUGCCUACUUAAAAUGAUAUUAUGAAAAUAAAUUAAAGUUCUCAGUAUUAUUGACACUGCCGUAUUGCAAAAGACAGUAAAUCCAGUGGCCUAGGUAAGGGCCUUGUGGGUCAAGUGGAACUUAGCUUUUGAUUUGCUGCUUAAGAGAAUUGACAGAAUGAGUGGGCUAGACUUUGAUAAGUGUGUCAUUGGAGUAGACGUUGGAGGAACUAAUACAGAUGCUGUCGUCUUGUACGGUGACCGCAUACUGGGAUCAGCAAAGGAACAUACAACAAAUGAUGUGACGACCGGAGUCAAAAAAGCCAUGAAAUCUGCUCUAAAAGAUGCCGAAAACACUGGUAGUUACUCAAUAGCUCAAGUUAACAUUGGUACUACACAUUUCGUCAAUGCUGUCGUACAACGGCAAGGCUUAGCGAAAGUUGCCGUCAUCAGGUUAUGCGGGACAGCUUCCAAGGCCUUACCGCCGUUCAGUGACUUCCCCGAUGAUCUUCGCAAGGUUAUUGAAGGACCUACCUAUUUGGCAAAUGGAGGAUUCCAAGUUGAUGGUCGGCCAAUUACAACUGUUGAUGAAAGUGAGAUAAACCGCUACACUGAGGAUAUCAAAGCUAAGGGACUAGUCCAUAUUGCAGUCUGUGGGGUAUUUUCACCUGUAAACCAAGAGCAAGAAAACCUGGUUGGUGAGAUAAUUAUGAAACAUUUUCAAGAUGCAGAAAUCACAUAUUCUCAUAGAGUUGGACAGAUGGGUCUCUUAGAACGUGAGAAUGCUGCUAUUCUUAAUGCAUCCCUGAAACCUCUCUGCCAACAAACUUUGCAAGCAUUAGCAACAGCGUUGCUGGAUAUCGGAUUAACAUGCCCUUAUUAUUUGACCCAAAAUGAUGGUACAAUUAAAAGUGCAGAACAGACUAAGAACUUUCCUGUUCAUACGUUUUCAUCAGGCCCUACCAAUUCCAUGAGAGGUGCUGCUCUCCUCUCAGGCAUAAAAAAUGCGGUAGUAAUCGACAUUGGUGGGACAACAACUGAUAUAGGAUGCUUGAGACAUGGCUUCCCUCGUGAGGCGUCCAGUCAUGUCCAAAUAGGAGGCGUAAGUACCAAGCUUCGGAUGCCGGAUGUGAUGAGUAUCGGCCUUGGAGGAGGAUCUAAGGUGGUUUUCAACAGAACAGAAGAGGGUGAUAUUACAGAAUGUAAAGUCGGUCCAGAGAGUGUUGGGUAUAAAUUGGCCAAAGAAGCCUUGGUGUUUGGUGGCACCACACUGACCACUACUGAUGUAGCUGUUGCUGCUGGACUGGUCAAGCUUGGAAAUAGGCAAAAAGUGGAAAACUUAGAGGAAGACAAAGUCUCAAAAGUAAUAGAAGUUAUGAAAGAUAUGAUUGAAAAUGUUGUGGAUCAAAUGAAAUUGAGCAAAGAAGACUUGCCAUAUGUUUUAGUCGGUGGAGGCAGUAUUUUGUUAAAUGAAAAUCAACUUUUAGAGGGCGCUACAACAGUUAUCAAACCACCUCAUUAUCAGGUUGCUAACGCAGUCGGUGCUGCUCUGAGUCAGGUCGGUGGCGUGCGGGAUACCAUUGUAAAUCUAACAAACAUCAGCCGAGAAGUUGCGGUUGAAGAAGCGAAGAAAGCUGCAAUUAACGAAGCUGUUAAGAACGGUGCUGACAUCGAUACAGUUAAGGUAACUGAAGUAGAAGAGAUCAGUCUCACCUACAUAUAUGGUUGCACACGUAUAAAGGUUAAAGCAGUCGGCGACUUGAUGCAAACACAGCAUGUGGUGGGGAGCCCUCAGCCCACACAUACUCCUCCAUCAGAGGUAGCAACUGACAUGCAAACAACUGAAGGUGAAUCGCUGAUAAAAGUACCAAAAGUGGAUCCUGGAAAACAACAUGAUAUGUCAGAUAACAAGAAGGAAGAUGCAUCCCUGCCAGCUGUUGACAAGGAAACAGGAGAAUGGCAUUUAUCUGAAUAUGACAUUGAGUGUAUAAGUGUUGGUGCCGGAAUCUUGGGAUGUGGAGGAGGUGGCAGCCCUUAUCUUGGACGCCUCCAUGCCAUGAAACUCCUCAAGCAGGGAAAGAAAAUCAGAGUAAUUGCUCCAGAGAGGUUGGGAAUCGGGAAGGUUGCUGUUUGCGGAUUUAUGGGAGCACCUGGGGUGAUAGCGGAGAAGUUGGUUAGUGGCGAGGAGAUGAUCAAUGCAAUACAUUGUCAACAAAGUCUGAUAACAGCUUCAAAUGAAGGGUCAUGGAAUACCAAAGAUAUUGAUAUCAAAUCCGGAGAUGGAAUUAAGUACAUAGAAGAUUACUGCGCUCAUAAGUCCGGAGAAGAGUUGGUUUGUAAUGCAGCAGAUAAAAUAGUUGGUUUGAUGAGUGCUGAGAUUGGAGGGAUGAACGCUAUGGAACCCCUUGUGAUUGGUGGACUCCUUGACCUUCCAGUGGUCGACUGUGAUGGCAUGGGUCGUGCUUUUCCUGAACUACAGAUGUUUGUUCCUUCAAUAUAUGGGAAGUCUUUGGUUCCAAGUUGUCUGGUUGAUGAUAAAGGACAGCGAGCCGUGAUACUGGAGGUAGAAGAUGCAAAGAAGCUUGAGAACCAUUUCCGCCAAACAACUAUUUCCAUGGGUUGCUCAGCUGCAGUAAGUUUUAAUCCUCUCAGCAAGCAAGAGAUUUUGGAUAAGAGUGUCCUAUAUUCAUUGAGUAGAGCUCGUAACCUUGGGGACAAAGUUUUAUCUGCUACAUCAUCACCUCUGGAAGCUAUUCUGACGCAAGAAAAUGGAACCCUACUGAUAAUUGGCAAGGUUUCUAACGUUGUACGAAUAAAUAAAGGAGGAUUCGACAAAGGAAAUGUAACUAUUGAGGGCGCUUUAGAGUGGAGUGAAUGUACAUUCAGCAUUGAAUUCCAGAAUGAAAACUUGUUGGCAAGAAUGUCUUCAAGUCAAGUCAAAGAGAAGACUGUUGCCACGGUUCCUGAUCUUAUUUGUAUUGUAGACUCGGACAGUGGCCAACCUAUUCCAACUGAUGAAAUACGCUAUGGACUGCGCGUUGCGGUUCUGGUAAUACCAGCAGCUCCGUGUCUUAAAACUCAGCAAGCAUUAGAAAUUGUUGGACCGAGAGCAUUUGGUAUCCAGGAAGACUUUCUACCAAUUGGAUCUUACAAAACACCUUUAUCAAUUCCUAUGAAAUAAUAAAGUGUUGUUAUGUUGCUUUUUUUAUGUUUAUGUUUCCAUAUUCCAUUAUUUGCUUGUUUAUAUUUUUUAUUCAGGAAGACUUUCAACCAAUAGGAUCCAGACGCGGAUCCAGGAUUUUCCCUGACCUUCGCACAGAUAGGGUGAUCCUUGCUGUGGUAGAUCCAGGAAAUAGAAUUAGAGGGGGCCCAGAGAGCUAUCUUCGCAGAUAGACACCUCAGCCCCACAGUGGUUGGGGCUGAGGUAAGACAAAUUAGAUGGCCAGAAAUGGCACUCUCAGAAUUUGAAUAUAUUUUUAUAUAAUUUUUUUCUGCAUUCUUAAAAAUAAUUUUGAAAUAUUUACAGGGGCCCAGGCCAGCUGGGUUCCCCUUGAAUCGGCUACUACAUGGGGGAAUCCCCUAACUCUAGGUGAUCUACGGUUUUAAAACAAAUAUUUCUAAUUACAGCAUUUCUAUAAGAAGAUAAACAGAUUCUUUAAACUACAAGGAAGUUUUAAACAAUAAUUAAGCCAAAUAUAUUUUCAUUCGUUUUGUUGUUCAUGUGAAUCUUUGAUUGGUUAUUACCUUAAAACAAUGCUAAAAACACACAGUGUCAUUUUUAGUGUUGGGUUAAUUACACUGACUACAUUAAUAUAAAAUAAGGUAUAGGGCACUGCCGCUGAAAUCAAACCAAAUUAAUUUUUGUUAAUCUGUAUAAUUAAGUAAGUUCAAAAUAAGUGUGAAGUAUGAUUGUUGUAAAAAUGGUCAACAUUUUAUUUUUAUUUCUCACCUUGACCUUUGCCAUGCGAACGGAGCGAGGGUCUGGAUCCGCACCUGGGAUUUUCAAUUUACAAAACAGCUUUAUUAAUUCCUAUGGAAUAGUAAAGCGUUACAUUAUGUUCAUUUAUUUUAUGUUUAUGUUUCCAUAUUACAUUUAACUUGUUAUCAUUUAUAUCCAGAAAAAACUUUCAACCAGUAGGAUCUUACAAAACACAUUUAUUAUUUCCUAUGAAAUAGCAGGGGUGGAUUUAGGGGGG